AUAAAUUAAUGUGGGUCGUAAAAAAUUAUCAGCAGAGCGUGUAUUCUUAAAUUCCAGUUUGAAAAAAAGAUUUCAAUAUUGGUUCCUUGGUGUUGUUAAUCAGGUUUGUUCAAAAAGAGUGGGAGAUUGAAAAAGAAGCAUCUACCCCUCUUUUCUCAUGAUUUCAUAAUAAUCGAUGUUGAGAACAGAGAGUUUCAUAAUGGAUACAACGAUCAUUCUUCGUAUACGUCUUCGAACGGAUCGUUGUUCAGUUUUACUUCUCAUUCGCAUCGGUUUAUUUCUUUUUUAUUUGUCUUUUUUUCUUUUUCUUCUUCUUCCCUUUCAUAUAUCUCGGAUAUAUUGCAAAAUAUUUUUAAUUUAUUGUUUAUUUUACGAUCAAUAUUAAUUAACUAUGAUUUAUUCUCGAUGAGGAGAAUUUUUUGUCGUCAAUUUUAUCGCGUAUCGGAAAUACGUAUUAACGAAAAAUCAAAUAAUUCAAUUAUUAUCGAACAACAAGGAUAUACAAGGAUUUGUAUAAAAUAAUAUUUGUAUAUUUGCAAGUAAAAGAAAUUAUUUUUCUUUUAUCACUGAAAAUUAUUCGAAAAUGAAUAACAGGACGAUAAAUAGUCGUCCUUUGCAACAUUUCAUAUUUUUUAUUUCAUUCAUAAUUUGUUUAUCAAAUGCUGUUACACAUGUUGAUGUUAUUUCUACGAGUGCUUAUACUGUUCUAAAAGAGGACGAAAUACUUCGUAUAUUUUCAACAAACAAGACAGAUUCUUUCAAUAAUUUUACAAUUAUCGAUUUAAUCGGUAAUUUUGAAAACAACACAGUGGAAAAAGACAAAAUUGUUUGGAAAUUAAAAGACACCGAUAUUAUUUCUACCAAUCGUUAUUACGAUACUUUUAAAGAAAAAAUAGAUUUGGAAGCAAAUAGAUUGUUUAAAUUGGUACCUGCGUACGAUCCUGGUGCAGGUAGCGUCAGUGUUCAAUGUAAAAGGGAUGCUGAAAUUUUUCAACGAGAACUCACCAAAUUUACAUUAUGGGCUUUGACGAUGUACGAUGCAACGGCCAAGAUACCUUCUGGUCUUUUAAAUGGUAACGUAAAUCAAUUGGGUGAUUUCGAUGAGUGUGUAAAUACUGUUGGAACUAAUGGUAUUCGGGGACAAUAUUGUUUGGCUUAUUUGCAAUUAAACGUUGAUGAAUCACGAACCGAUUUGAAACACUUACAUCGUCUUCUUCAUUCGCAUUAUCUUAUUAAAAGCAACGUAACAGACCCAGGACAUAGAGUACCACGUUUCAGUACGGUGAAUUGGGCUGUUUGUACUCCAGCAUCUUGUUCAUCUCGUGACGUUGAAAUAUCUCUUCAUGACACUUUAUCCAAAUACACGUCUCAAAGUGGAUUACAAAUUUCAGUUCGCGUUGAGCGUGAAAUGUGUCAGGUGAAAAAUAAUAGACCACUUCCGAGGGAAACCAUUUUCGUUGGUAUUUUGUUCGUUACUGUAUUAACAUUAACUAUCGUUGCUGCUUAUUACGAUCAUUAUAAAAUAUCUACAAACGAAAUUCUAUUAUCAUUUUCAAUUAAACGUAAUUUUAAUAAACUCAUCUCGUUGGAAAGAACUGAUGGGGAUAUAGCAAGUUUACAUGGUGUACGAGCUUUCAAUGCUUAUAUGUUAUUAUUUUCACACAAAAGUAUGGCAUUGUUUUUUAAUCCAUAUCCCAACAGAACUGAAAUGAGUGAGUAUUUAGGUGAACCAUGGACAGUUAUAGGAAGAGCAGCAAGUCUUUACACCGAUCCAUUUAUUAUGCUUUCUGGUCUUCUUACAAGUUAUUCCUUCAUUGGAAGAAUUAAAAAAACUGGCUAUUUGGAUAUUAAAAACGAAUAUUUAGGUCGACUUUUAAGACUGGUACCAACUUUAGGUGCAUUGAUAUUAUUUUGCACUUACAUCAUGCCAUAUUUGGGUUCUGGACCUCAAUGGAAUUUGGUGGUAACACAUCACGCCAAUAUUUGCAAAAAAAAUUGGUGGAGAAACUUUUUAUUCAUUCAUAAUUAUUUUGGAUUUGAAAAUAUGUGUUUAACGCACACGCAUCACGUAGGAAUAGACACACAAUUGUUUGCACUAUCUCCUUUCUUGGUAUUGUUAUUAUACAAGAAACCAAAAAUUGGUAGUAUGGUUCUACUUGCUAUAGCUACAUUCUCAACAAUUUUAAGAUAUUACGUAACAUAUUCUAACCAUCUUAGCAAUUAUGUCUAUUUCGGGAUAUCAAUAAAACAACUAUUUGAUACGGCAAAUAUGUCGUACAUUUUACCAAGUCAUAGAUUGACAGUAUACAUUAUGGGAAUAUCUGUUGGAUAUUUACUCCGAUUAUUACCUAAACAAUUUAAAAUGAAUAAAACUAUCUCUUACACCGGUUGGAUUUUGUGUACAACAAUGUUUUUUGCUUCGGUUUUUGCUCCAGCAAAAAUGGGAAAUAUAGAUUACAUUUAUAAUCCAAUUCACGCAGCUAUGUAUAAUGCAUUUGCUCCUAUCGGAUGGUGCAUAUUUUUCGCUUGGGUAAUAUUUAUGCAUCAAACAGGAAAUACUGAUGGAUGGUUAAGCAGAACUUUAGCUUGGAAAGGAUUCGUUAUUACCACCAGGCUCAGUUAUGCUAUUUAUUUGACACAAUUUCCAGUUUAUUUUUAUAACGUCGGACGAACUCGUAGCAUUGAGUAUUUUGAUUUCAUAAAACUAGUGUUUAACUUGACGGAAAUUGUCUAUAUCCUAGUUGUAUCCAUAAUUCUAACUUUGCUCUUUGACACGCCCUUUCAAAAUAUUAAAAAUCAUUUAUUGAAAAAGCAAAGAAUACGAGAGCAAAUAUUAGUUAAAUCAUCGAAAUUGGAAUAACACGGGUAUACCAAAUAUAUUUUAUUCCUUUUUACCAAAAUUAGAUUUAAGUAUUGUAAAUAAUCUCGACAAAAUAUAUAUAUACACGUUUAUAUAUACUUGGUCAUAGUAGUAAUUAAUUAUAAAUCACAUUACUUGCAAUUGCAUUGUAUAUAAUGAUAUACAAUGUAUAUGACUGUCAAGAAAAUAUUAGUCAUAUUUGUUA
Molecule: messenger RNA, 3065 nt
Organism: Polistes dominula (European paper wasp)
Lineage: Eukaryota; Metazoa; Arthropoda; Insecta; Hymenoptera; Vespidae
Product: nose resistant to fluoxetine protein 6
Molecular function (GO): acyltransferase activity, transferring groups other than amino-acyl groups
Source: RefSeq, a predicted model, not a curated record